Malaclemys terrapin pileata is the source of this 2110-nucleotide messenger RNA. RefSeq names its product serine hydroxymethyltransferase 2 (gene SHMT2). Gene Ontology annotation, biological process: folic acid metabolic process; tetrahydrofolate interconversion; regulation of oxidative phosphorylation. Lineage: Eukaryota; Metazoa; Chordata; Testudines; Emydidae. Gene Ontology annotation, molecular function: mRNA regulatory element binding translation repressor activity; mRNA 5'-UTR binding; serine binding. The transcript is spliced from 12 exons. Bases 77 to 1582 code for a protein of 501 amino acids. Gene Ontology annotation, cellular component: mitochondrial inner membrane; cytoplasm; mitochondrial matrix. The record is from RefSeq and is a predicted model, not a curated record.
CGAGGGCCCCGCCCCCCCCGAGCAGCGCCUGGGACCCGCCACCUGCCCCGUGGUCCUUCCCCGCACCGCCUGCAGCAUGUUCCCGCGCUGCCUGGGCCGCCUGGCCGGGCCUCUGCAGAGACGCUGGCGGCUGGACACGCCCGGCCUGCGGGCCCAGCACAGCCGUGCGGCUGCAGCUGGGGAGGCGCCCAGCUGGACCGGGCAGGAGAGCCUGGCGGAGAGCGACCCCGAGAUGUGGGAGCUGGUGCAGAAGGAGAAGGAUCGGCAGUGCCGAGGCCUGGAGCUCAUUGCCUCCGAGAACUUCUGCAGCCGCGCCGCGCUGGAGGCCCUGGGCUCCUGCCUGAACAACAAGUACUCGGAGGGCUACCCCGGCAAGAGGUACUACGGGGGAGCUGAGGUGGUGGACCAAAUCGAGCUGCUGUGCCAGCAGCGGGCACUGGAGGCCUUCGACCUGGACCCCGCCCGUUGGGGGGUGAAUGUCCAGCCCUACUCGGGGUCGCCCGCCAACUUCGCCGCCUACACGGCCCUGCUGCAGCCCCACGAGCGCAUCAUGGGCCUGGACCUGCCGGAUGGCGGCCACCUGACCCACGGGUACAUGUCGGACGUCAAGCGCAUCUCGGCCACCUCCAUCUUCUUCGAGUCCAUGCCCUAUAAACUCAACCCGGCCACGGGGCUGAUAGACUACGAGCAGCUGGAGGUGACGGCCCGGCUCUUCCGCCCCCGCCUCAUCAUCGCGGGCACCAGCGCCUACGCCCGCCUCAUCGACUACGCCCGCAUGAAGAAGGUGUGCGAGGAGGUCCGGGCCUACCUGCUGGCCGACAUGGCGCACAUCAGCGGGCUGGUGGCUGCCAAGGUGGUGCCCUCGCCCUUCGAGCACGCCGACCUGGUGACCAGCACCACGCACAAGACCCUGCGCGGGGCCCGGUCCGGGUUGAUCUUCUACCGCAAAGGGCUGCGCUCGGUGGAUAAGAAGACGGGCAAGGAGACCCCCUACAACCUGGAGGAGCCGAUCAACUUCGCCGUCUUCCCCUCGCUGCAGGGCGGGCCCCACAACCAUGCCAUCGCCGCCGUGGCCGUGGCCCUGAAGCAGGCCAGCUCUCCCGCCUUCCGGGAGUACUGCCAGCAGGUGCUGAAGAACGCCAAGGCCAUGGCGGACGUGCUGCUGCAGAGGGGUUACACCCUGGUGUCAGGCGGCACCGAUAACCACCUGGUGCUGGUGGACCUGCGGCCGAAGGGCAUCGAUGGGGCCCGGGCCGAGCGGGUGCUGGAGCUGGUGUCCAUCACGGCCAACAAGAACACCUGCCCGGGGGACAAGAGCGCCCUGACGCCGGGGGGCCUGCGGCUGGGGGCCCCGGCACUGACGUCCCGCCGGUUCCAGGAGGCCGAUUUCCAGAAGGUCGUGGCCUUCAUCGACGAGGGGAUCAGCAUCGGCCUGGAGGUCAAGAGCAAAACCACCAAGCUGCAAGACUUCAAAUCAUUCCUGCUGAGUGACGCGGCGACGCAGAGCCGCCUGGCCGACCUGCGCCAGCGCGUGGAGACCUUCGCCCGCUCCUUCCCCAUGCCCGGCUUCCAGGAGCGCUGAGCAGCGGGGACUGGCCCUGCCCUGACCCCCGCCCACGUUCCGGGGACAGAGACUGACCCUAACCCCAGGAGGGGGGCGGUGCUGGGACCCCGGGCAUCCCGCUGCGUGGCACGGCCCCUUCAUAUCCCGCUCUGUACUGCAGCCUUCAGCCCCCCCCCACCCCCUCCAGGGUUCCCUGCUCCUGCAGCUGACUUCAGCCUCACCCGUUAUUGUAGGGUCUCCUGCUGGAAUGUUCCCCAGCCCCGUGCCAGCUCCCACCCCUCCCUGUCAGUCACAAUCAAGGUUGUCCCAUUGUAGGUGCCCUGCGCGUGCGCCCUCACCCACCCUCCCGGUGCCAGUGGGGGUUGGGAAAACGCCCCCUGAGGCCUAGUUCUGGGUCCCAGGCCUCUCCCGCUAAGGACGCUCUAGAUGCUUUACCCCCAGACGGGGUGGGUCAAAGGGGGCAGCGCGGUGGCGGGGGGGGGGCGGUCCCUCCCUUGUCAGGGCGAUGCUGGUUUAACUGAGCGAAAAAACCUGGAACGUCGGAAA